This is a messenger RNA of Periophthalmus magnuspinnatus, 1080 nucleotides long. RefSeq names its product crystallin, zeta (quinone reductase) (gene cryz). Gene Ontology annotation, cellular component: cytosol. Gene Ontology annotation, molecular function: NADPH binding; zinc ion binding; mRNA 3'-UTR binding. NCBI's taxonomy places the organism in Eukaryota, Metazoa, Chordata, Actinopteri, Gobiiformes, Gobiidae. The record is from RefSeq and is a predicted model, not a curated record.
GUCUAUGGUCCAGACUGAAGUUUGACAGUCCAGAGUUGAGGGGACUCUGUGUAAAUUAAAAGUGCUUUAACUUUGGUGGGCAUGUCGGGCAGCAGGCUGAUGAGAGCGAUCCGGGUCAGUGAGUUUGGAGGUCCGGCUGUGCUCAAACUCUGCUCCGAUAUGAACGUCCCCAAACCAGGACCUAAACAGGUCUUGAUCCGAGUUCAUGCCUGUGGGGUGAAUCCAGUGGAGACGUACAUUCGGAGUGGGACACACAUAAAAAAGCCUGCACUGCCAUACACGCCGGGGGGCGAUGUGUCCGGGGUGGUGCAGGAGGUGGGAGAGGGAGUGUCUGCCAUUAAGACAGGAGAUCGAGUUUUCACAACCUCCACAGUGACAGGAGGCUAUGCUGAGUUCACUGUUGCUGCUGAUGACUGUGUUUACAAACUGCCUGACAAUUUAGACUUCUCUCAAGGAGCUGCCAUAGGAGUCCCCUACUUCACUGCAUAUAGAGCUCUGGUUCACAAAGCAAGAGUUAAACCAGGGGAGACUGUGCUUGUCCAUGGAGCCAGUGGAGGAGUGGGUGUUGCAACAUGUCAACUGUCCCGUGCUCUUGGACUCAGAGUUUUGGGGACUGCAGGGACCCCAGAGGGACUCAAGCUGGUUCUUAACAAUGGGGCUCAUUUGGCUUUCAACCACAGAGAGGACGGGUACAUAGACAAAAUAAUGGAAGCAACUGGUGGCCAAGGAGUUAAUGUGAUUGUGGAGAUGCUUUCAAAUGUGAACCUUGAUAAAGAUCUGAAGAUUUUGGCCUACGGAGGACGAGUUACAGUGGUGGGGUCUCGAGGUCCCAUUGAGAUCAACCCCCGAGACACAAUGACCAAAGAGAGUUGCAUCAUGGGAGUGGCACUUUUUUAUGCAACACCUGAGGAGCAGUCGGAGUGUGCGGCGUUCCUCUUCUCGGGGAUGGAGGCCGGAUGGCUGAAGCCCACUGUGGGACCUCAGUAUUCGCUCCAAGAGGCACUCAGGCUCACCCACGACAUCAUCGAGUGUCCCGGGGCUUCUGGAAAAUGGUCCUCACCAUGAAUAAUAUUUUCCAUC